Messenger RNA from Lachancea lanzarotensis, 279 nucleotides. It is a transcript of the gene TIM11, whose product is annotated as LALA0S05e04126g1_1. The transcript has a single exon. Gene Ontology annotation, biological process: proton motive force-driven ATP synthesis. Gene Ontology annotation, molecular function: proton transmembrane transporter activity. NCBI's taxonomy places the organism in Eukaryota, Fungi, Ascomycota, Saccharomycetes, Saccharomycetales, Saccharomycetaceae. The coding region runs from base 1 to 279 and encodes 92 amino acids. The record is from RefSeq and is a predicted model, not a curated record.
AUGUCAGCUUUGAACGUGUUUAGAUACUCUGCUGUGCUAUUGGGCGUGGCCGUGGGCUUGCAAACAGACCUCAGUUUGAAAUCGCAGGCUUCGAAACAGCAGGAGGAAAAAGCUUAUGCUGAGAAGCUGCAGCUAAUUGAACAGGCCAAGGCAGAAUAUGCAAAGCUGCACGCUCCAAAGAGCGAGACCAAGACCUCGAACCAGAAAGUGGAUCUCGAAGACCCCAAUUUGGACUACGCCAAGGUCAUACUCGGUGCCGUUGAGUCCUUGAAACAGUAA